Molecule: messenger RNA, 1944 nt
Organism: Hymenoscyphus albidus
Lineage: Eukaryota; Fungi; Ascomycota; Leotiomycetes; Helotiales; Helotiaceae
Source: the annotation of a GenBank genome assembly
AUGCCGGUAAAGAUGUUUUCGCCCAAGAGGAUCGUUACGCCUCCCUAUGGACGAACAUAUCGUAAAACUUUCAAUGAGCGACUUCGAGCUUUGACAGCAGCCUUUCUGGUUGCAAUCUUGAUUUUCUAUUACACAAUGGACGAAUAUCCUUUUUGUUCAACUUGCGACUUUGCUGUUCGGGACUUGUGGGAGGCGAGAGUAGACGCAGGGAAUGAUACCCUGGGUGUAUGUUUUUCGUGCUAAUAAGACUGUUUCAUACACAGUCUUCCAUAUUUCCGAUAGCUAAUGCGAUUUAGUUUCACAAAAUACUUGCUCUUUCCUACGGGCCAAGCUGGAGAACACGGGGACUUAUUGCAGCAGCAGACUACACCGGUCUUGAUAUUGAAAUACCAAAGCAGACUCACCCUACCCCCGAGUUGGUAGAGGCGUUCCAGAAAAUCCCAUCUGACACUGGGAAACAGCCUUCCAAUGGUUCCGCCUACGCAUGGCUAGCACACCUCGACCUAUUGAAGUACGUGAUAACGAACAAUUUGGAGACCACCUUGAUCGUUGAAGACGACGUGGAUUGGGAUCUCAAUAUCAAAGAACAGAUGAGACUCAUCUCCGAUAAUAUUCGUCGCUUCACAGAAGUCAACUCUACCGAUUCCAGUCCAUAUGGCCAUUCAUGGGACAUCCUCUGGAUCGGGCACUGCGGCGAGCGAACGGAAAUAGACACUCAUAGGAUUGAGUAUGACGAUUCAGCUGUGCUACCCGCAAAAGUCUAUACUGGGUGGUCCAACAAAUUUAUGUUUAACAUUGAUGCUGGGAGAAGAGCAAUCCAAGAAGGUGUCAAUCCAGUUUGUACCUUUGGAUACGCUGUUACUCUUAAAAGUGCAGAGAAAGUUCUUCAGUAUGCCGGCAAGGGCGGGAAUGAAGCCUUUGAUAUUCAACUUUUGCAAGGUUGCCAAGCCAAAGACUUGGAUUGUCUGGUCGUCAACCCUGAAGUCAUGCAUCAUUACAGUAUGCAAAAUUUACUUUUCCCUUAAACAAACCCUCGCUGUAUCUUUCAGUUGGGAGCAAGUCUUUUCCACCACUGUCUCGGGUUGUGAUUCAUGGAUAACCAAUGCUAAUUUGUUCCAGCGCCAUCAAAAGAACUAGGUUAUGCGAGCAGUGUCUACGAAGGCGAUGGGAAGGGAUCCUCGAGCGAAGAAUCUCAAUUCGAAAAUAUUAUUGGAGGCACUGAAAACAUUCUUCGCAGUGCGCGAUGCAGAGUUCUUUUCGGGAGUACCUGCUUGAAAGACCAUAGGGAUUACUGAACAACGCAAACGAGUCGACAACCCCAUACAAUAUCGCUGGGAUUCAAGCAAAGAAAAUACCUGAUACUACAGAGGAUAACCGGACCACGAUGUCUCAGCUGUACGAGAGCACCUGAAUUCACGCGAAGAUACAACGAGAAGUAGCCUCAAUUACUGGGCCAAUGGAGUCGUGAUGGUCGACAUGAUUGGGGUAGGGGGAAGCUGCUUCCCUGAGCCGACUUGUGUUUCUAAAGCUCGAUCAUCUCAAAACACCCGUCACGAUCUGCAGGUGAUCCACAUGAAAACCUAAUGGCUCCUUCCCAUUUUACCGACGCCGGCAUGGCGCCAAUACGAGGAGACGGAAGCUAUGGCACAAGUCCAAAAUUUCGGCGGUGACAAAAUUUUUCUAUCGAAUCUUUCGUUAUAAGAAUAUUCUUUUGUUGUGAAGAAUAUAUGGUGGAUUUGAGGGACCAAUCUCCCGCGCGUGCAAAUCAAGAGCCCAAUCUUCUCAAUCGGAGAGAAGCCACAUCAACCGGUUGUGACUAGUGAAGUGUCUGAGAAAAUUCUGGGCAAUGACUUAGGAACGAAGGAAAAGCACUAGGUUCAGGAAAGGGAGUGAGAUGCCUCGAUGAAGGGUAGAGGGUGUUCAAGGGAAAUCUGUAGAAAUGGG